CCGCACUUCCGGCACUUCCGCCCCGCUGAGCCCCGGCACCGCCGCGUCCUGCGAUCCGGCCCGGCGCGCCUCGCUCUCGGGACACCAUGGUGGCGUACUGGCGACAGGCCGGACUCAGCUACAUCCGGUACUCGCAGAUCUGUGCAAAAGCUGUCAGGGAUGCACUGAAGACAGAGUUCAGAGCAAACGCCGAGAAGGUAGCGGGUAGCAGCAUAAAAAUUGUGAAAGUAAAGAAGGAGUAAUGAACCCCGGUUAAAGCAUGAAACACUACUUUUCAAGGUGAAGACUUACGGGCACAUGUUAUGGCAGAUUGAAGUCACCUCACUUCAUGGGGGAGAAAUAACUUGUUCAUAAAUUGGUGAUGCCAAUAAAUUCAUUCAUGGUUCACUCUCA
Perognathus longimembris pacificus (Pacific pocket mouse) is the source of this 393-nucleotide messenger RNA. It is a transcript of the gene Atp5f1e, whose product is annotated as ATP synthase F1 subunit epsilon. Bases 87 to 242 code for a protein of 51 amino acids. The transcript has 3 exons. The record is from RefSeq and is a predicted model, not a curated record. Lineage: Eukaryota; Metazoa; Chordata; Mammalia; Rodentia; Heteromyidae. Gene Ontology annotation, biological process: proton motive force-driven mitochondrial ATP synthesis. Gene Ontology annotation, cellular component: mitochondrial inner membrane. Gene Ontology annotation, molecular function: proton-transporting ATP synthase activity, rotational mechanism.